Molecule: messenger RNA, 2839 nt
Organism: Suricata suricatta (meerkat)
Lineage: Eukaryota; Metazoa; Chordata; Mammalia; Carnivora; Herpestidae
Gene: HABP2
Product: hyaluronan binding protein 2
Exons: 13
Coding region: 26-1690 (554 amino acids)
Biological process (GO): proteolysis
Molecular function (GO): serine-type endopeptidase activity; calcium ion binding
Source: RefSeq, a predicted model, not a curated record
UUAAACUGCAUAUACGCCUGCCAGAAUGCCUCAUCUCCAUAUACUGCUGUUAAUGGUUCUGGUGGGAAAGACAGCCAUCGGGCUCUCCUUGAUGUCUUUACUCAUAGACCCGGACCCAGAUUGGACCCCUGACUACUAUGAGAGUAGCUACGAGUAUUACAACCAAGAAGAAAACAGCAGUGAUACCCUUGCCUACCAGGAGAAUCCUGACUGGUACUACACAGAGGAGGAUCCCUGCCUGUCCAACCCCUGUGAACAUGACGGGGAGUGCCUUGUCAGUGGGGACACCUUCACGUGCAGCUGUCCAGCCCCUUUCUCUGGACACAGGUGUCAGAAUGUGCAAAACAAGUGCAAAAACCAACUGUGUGGCCGGGGCGAAUGUCUCAUCACCCAGAGUCCUCCCUACUACCGCUGUGUCUGCAAACACCCUUACACGGGCCUAGAUUGCUCCACAGUGGUUCCUGUGUGCAGACCAAAUCCCUGCCAAAAUGGUGGCAUCUGCUCCCGGCAUAAGCGGAGAACCAAGUUCACCUGCACCUGCCCUGAUCAGUUCAAGGGAAAAUUUUGUGAAAUAGGUCCUGAUGACUGCUAUGUUGGUGAUGGCUACUCUUACCGAGGAAAAGUGAGUAAGACAGUCAACCAACACUCAUGCCUCUACUGGAACUCCCACCUCCUCUUGCAUGAGAAUUACAACAUGUUUAUGGAAGACGCUGAGACCCAUGGGAUUGGGGAGCACAACUUUUGCAGAAACCCAGAUGGAGAUCAAAAGCCCUGGUGUUUCAUUAAAGUAAACAAUGCAAAGGUGAAAUGGGAGUACUGUGACAUCCCAGCUUGCUCAGCCCUAGAUAUUACUGACCCAGAGGGAAGCCCCACAGAGCCUCUGACCAAGCUUCCAGGGUUUGACUCAUGCGGGAAGCCCGAGAUGGCAGAGAAGAAGGUCAAGAGAAUCUACGGAGGCUUCAAGAGCACGGCGGGCAAGCACCCAUGGCAGGCAUCCCUACAGACCACAUUGUCAUUGACCGUCUCCAUGCCCCAAGGCCACUUCUGUGGGGGAGCACUGAUCCACCCCUGCUGGGUGCUAACUGCUGCCCACUGCACUGACAUAAAAACCAAACAUCUAAAAGUGGUGUUAGGGGACCAAGACCUGAAGAAGACAGAAUUCCAUGAGCAGAGAUUUGGCGUGGAGAAGAUUUUCAAGUACAGCCACUAUAAUGAAAAAGAUGAGAUUCCCCACAAUGAUAUUGCUCUGCUCAAGCUAAAGCCAGUAGAUGGUCACUGUGCUCUGGAGUCCAAAUAUGUGAAGACCGUAUGUUUGCCUGAUAGCACCUUCCCCUCUGGGACUGAGUGCCACAUCUCUGGUUGGGGUGUGACAGAAACAGGGGAAGGGUCCCGCCAGCUCCUGGAUGCCAAGGUCAAGCUGAUUGCCAAUACUUUGUGCAAUUCCCGCCGACUCUAUGACCACAUGAUCGACGACAACAUGAUUUGUGCAGGAAACCUUCAGAAGCCCGGAAUAGACUCCUGCCAGGGUGACUCGGGAGGCCCUCUGACCUGUGAGAAGAAUGGCACCUACUACGUCUACGGGAUAGUGAGCUGGGGCCUGGAAUGUGGGAAGAAGCCAGGAGUCUACACCCAAGUUACCAAAUUCCUGGAUUGGAUUACAGCCACCAUCCAAAGGGAGACUAGCUUCUGAGGUGUCUUCUUAACCUGAGGGCCCCUUCUCCCUGGCACCUAGACAAGGCAAGGCCUCAUGGGCAGCCCUGGGCAGCCCCGGGAGGCCAUAUAGCCAAGAGUCUGUGCUCUACACAGAAACAAUGGCCACCCAGCCUGGCGCAUCCUGGGCCAAGAAAUGCCAGAAUCAAUCCAACAUUUAUUUUGUUUGCUUCCCUUCAAACAAUGGUACCUUCUGGAAAAAUCGCAGACCGCCUACACCUCGGACAUUUGCAAAUGUGGGAUUAAAGAAUGACCAGAGAAACUGGAAAUCACCUUUACAUCUUUAUUCCUCAUGCCGGACACCCAAGGCGCACAGGGGAACCGGCCACCCACUUUCAGGAUGACACGGAGGAACGAAAUUACAACACUCUCCAGAGCUUUCUAAGAGUCGCUGUUUAAGUAAAAGGCGGCUCGGGGGAUGGGCUGGCAUGUCAUGUUUCCGGCUCGCUGGAACUGAACCACAUCUCUGGUGGACACGCUUCCCCCCCAGCCACUUCCCCAAGAAUCCUGGGUGGACGCUACUCGCUCACAACGGCAGACCCCUCCUCCUUUUGACGUGCAGAAUCUCAGUGGCAUCUGGGUUCACGUCCCCCCUCUGAUUAUCUGCGGGCCCCAGGGCCUCUGGUCCUCCCUGCAGAAAUCAAACACACCCCCCUGAGUCAGAUCGAAGCUCCCGCCCUGCUCCCACACAACGGGCUGCCUAAGAUGCCCUUGGAACAUUUAAAAUGCUCCCCCCCUCCACCCUCCCCAAGAAAAAGGAUCCUCGAGGCAAGAAGGAGAAAGAAGCAAAGCCAGUCUCUCAUUUAGACGUGGCGGCUUUCUUCUGAACAAAGCAGGGUUCAAAACCCAGCCUGUUGCAGCCAGCGAGUCCCUGACCCCUUCUGCAAAUGUAACGAGCAGGCAGUUGCACAGCCUGGGCUGCCGUGGCCCGGGACUGAUGUAGCCCCGGCGGGUUUGUCUCCGCAGAACUAAUGGCUGUGACUUCAGAGAAAACCCUGCAGGAAGUUUAACCCGGGUGUCAUCCGCCUGGUCAUCUCAGACCCAUGAAAUUAGGCGCCUUGCUCAAGCUGCAUUUCACACUUCUUUAGAGCCAGCUGACCUCUGGCCAGAAAUAAAGUUUGAAAAGAAA